CUGAAGUGAAAGUAACAGCCCAUCUUCUGAACAGCGGAACCGAAACAUGCAGCGGCUUCUGGCAUCUGUAUGUCGCCCAAGUAUCUUGACGAAUAUAGCGGAAGUCAGCCAGAUUAACAGGGCUAGCGGCUGCCGAUUCUUGCACACCAGCUCGCCAGUCGCCGAUUUGAGAGAAUUCCUGGACUGGGACUCGCGGGACAGCGGCAACACCGAAGCAUAUGGGAGGGGCUGGAAGGUUGAGGAGCUGCGCAACAAGUCAUGGCAGGACCUCCAUAAACUCUGGUACGUGUGCCUAAAGGAGCGCAACCUGCUGCUGACGGAGCUGGGCUGGAAGCGCAUCCCCAAGGACGCGGAGGAGCAGCGCAUGCGCUCCAUCCCGGUGGGGGCGGACGCUGUGGAGUCGGACGUGCACCGCCUCAGAUACCAGGAGGUCCAGUCCAGCAUGCGCCACAUCCGGCAGGUGCUGCAGGAGCGGGUGGAGGCGGAGCUCUCGCCCGCACUGCGCAAGGAGAUGCAGGCGGUCAUUGACGCGCGCUAAGCAGGGGGCGGAGGCACAGAUGGCUAGGGCCGGAGCUUCACGGCUUCGGGGCUUGGGCUGGACGUAGGCUAGAGCACUAGGGGGGUUCCGCGCUAUGUAUGGGUUUGGAGGAAUGAUGGUAACUGGAUGCCGGUAUCGCUGCUUGGUCUGAGCUGGGCUGGGUUGGAAGAGACGCGGGUGCUGCUGGUGAAGCUGGCGGUCUGCAGCAGCAGGAGCGCAGCAGCUGAGAGCGGUUGGCUUGGCUGCGCGCGUGACGCGCGGGCGUGGCGGCACGCUGGGUGGCAGUGCGCGGGCGUAGGGUGGGUUGCAGGCCAUUUGUCACAUUGGUGUGCAAGCCACGCGUGAACCCGGGGGUGUCCUUGAGGGCCGCCACCCUGCAUGAUGUAGGAUUUGCACCCACCCUAGGGCUGCAAGCCAUGCCAGCCACAUGCGCAUGACGGGUUGGUGGCGGCUUCCGACAGCGCUGGUCGGGACGGAGAAGGGGCGGUGGUGGUGGUGGUGGUGGCGACGAGGCGGGUGUCCCGGGGGCCUCCGGUGGUGCGGCGUGCAUACAACCGUAGUGAAAUGGCGUGCGAUGGAUUGCAUGCGCAUGAUGAUGUGUGCGAGGGGAGGGGAUGUACUACCCGGAAUCCCUGGUCCCUGUAGCACAGCCAGGCGAGCGCGCGGGGUACUGCGUGCAUGCAUGCGCCACGUUGGGAGAUGAAGACCGAGGCAAAUGAUGACGGUGGGGGGACGUCAGGUGGCAGCUUGUGCGUU
This is a messenger RNA of Astrephomene gubernaculifera, 1294 nucleotides long. NCBI's taxonomy places the organism in Eukaryota, Viridiplantae, Chlorophyta, Chlorophyceae, Chlamydomonadales, Astrephomenaceae. The record is from the annotation of a GenBank genome assembly.